CGCGCCCCGGCGCCUCCUGUCAUUGGUCGUGGCGGAGGCGCCGUUUGCUCUCUGACCCUCCUAGGCCGCCUUCCCCCGCUCCCGCCCCGCCAUCCGGGGCGCGUAGUGCGCCUGCGUCUUUGCGACCGGAGCGGGCUGGUAGGCGCGGGUUGAAAGUCUCGUUCCAAGUUUGGAAAGAGAGAGGGAAGCGGUUGGGGUCUGAGCCGCCACAGCAGCGGGUGGAGACGCACGGCAAGGCCUGACUCCGGACGGCAGGGGAGGGGGGGAGGGCUGGUGGUGGAGGAGACCUGAGCUUCGGGUGCUGGGAGCAGGGUGACGCUGCGGAGGCUGGCGGGGCCCCGGCCGGCAGGCGUCGCGCGGCUAGAGCAGGGGAGAUCGAGACGGCGCCGGAGGGGCCUGGCAGUCUGAGGGGCGCGCUGCCCGACACAAGAUGGCGAAUAAAGAGAUGUUUGAAGAUACAGUGGAGGAGCGGGUUAUCAAUGAAGAGUAUAAAAUCUGGAAAAAGAAUACCCCAUUUUUGUAUGAUUUGGUUAUGACACAUGCCCUUGAAUGGCCUAGUCUUACUGUUCAGUGGCUUCCUGAUGUAACUAGACCAGAAGGAAAAGAUUAUGCUCUUCAUUGGCUAGUGCUGGGGACUCACACUUCAGAUGAGCAGAACCAUUUAGUGGUUGCACGAGUACAGAUUCCUAACGAUGAUGCACAGUUUGAUGCUUCCCAUUAUGAUAGUGAGAAGGGAGAAUUUGGAGGCUUUGGAUCUGUAACUGGAAAAAUUGAAACAGAAAUAAAAAUAAAUCACGAAGGAGAAGUAAAUCGUGCACGUUACAUGCCACAGAAUCCUUGUAUUAUUGCUACAAAAACACCAUCUUCUGAUGUGCUGGUUUUUGAUUACACGAAACACCCCUCUAAGCCAGACCCAAGUGGUGAAUGUAAUCCUGAUCUUAGGUUAAGAGGACAUCAAAAGGAAGGUUAUGGUCUUUCCUGGAACUCGAACUUGAGUGGACAUCUCCUAAGUGCAUCUGAUGACCAUACUGUCUGUUUAUGGGACAUAAAUGCAGGCCCAAAGGAAGGCAAAAUUGUUGAUGCCAAAGCAAUAUUUACUGGUCAUUCUGCUGUUGUAGAAGAUGUAGCAUGGCAUCUACUGCAUGAAUCCUUGUUUGGAUCUGUUGCUGAUGACCAGAAACUCAUGAUCUGGGAUACCAGAUCCAAUACAACAUCCAAGCCAAGUCACUCUGUAGAUGCCCAUACAGCUGAAGUCAACUGUCUGUCAUUUAAUCCAUAUAGUGAAUUCAUUUUAGCAACUGGCUCAGCUGAUAAGACUGUAGCUUUGUGGGAUCUGCGUAAUCUAAAAUUAAAACUCCAUUCCUUUGAAUCUCAUAAAGAUGAAAUUUUCCAGGUUCACUGGUCUCCACAUAAUGAAACUAUCUUGGCUUCAAGUGGUACUGAUCGACGUCUUAAUGUAUGGGACUUAAGUAAAAUUGGAGAAGAACAGUCUGCUGAAGAUGCUGAAGAUGGACCUCCAGAACUUCUGUUUAUCCAUGGAGGACACACUGCCAAGAUAUCCGAUUUUAGUUGGAACCCCAAUGAGCCUUGGGUGAUUUGUUCUGUUUCUGAAGAUAACAUCAUGCAGAUAUGGCAAAUGGCUGAAAAUAUUUACAAUGAUGAAGAACCAGAUAUAGCAGCCUCAGAACUGGAGGGUCAAGGAUCCUAAACCUUUUAUGUCUAAGAUGAAAUAAAAAUUGCUGGAUAUUUGUGAA
This is a messenger RNA of Monodelphis domestica (gray short-tailed opossum), 1754 nucleotides long. RefSeq names its product RB binding protein 7, chromatin remodeling factor (gene RBBP7). NCBI's taxonomy places the organism in Eukaryota, Metazoa, Chordata, Mammalia, Didelphimorphia, Didelphidae. Gene Ontology annotation, molecular function: protein binding. The record is from RefSeq and is a predicted model, not a curated record.